AUGUGCGCGGCGUCUACGGCGGCGGGUCAUUUCGCCGCUAGAAGAGCGGCCGAGGAGUGCGAGAGAGGGUGCGCGGGCGCGGCGCCGGCGCCGGCUCUUGAACCCGUUCCUUAUUUGUAUUUCCGUGCCGGCUCGGCUCUUCCGCUCAGAACACGGCGCUCUGUUUGCUCGAAGUCUGCCCCAAAAUGUACAACUACAUCCUUCCGACGCAAAAUU
Iphiclides podalirius (scarce swallowtail) is the source of this 216-nucleotide messenger RNA. The record is from the annotation of a GenBank genome assembly. Lineage: Eukaryota; Metazoa; Arthropoda; Insecta; Lepidoptera; Papilionidae.